This is a messenger RNA of Cucurbita pepo subsp. pepo (vegetable marrow), 765 nucleotides long. Lineage: Eukaryota; Viridiplantae; Streptophyta; Magnoliopsida; Cucurbitales; Cucurbitaceae. The record is from RefSeq and is a predicted model, not a curated record.
AUGGGGAUGAAGGCGCUGAGUGUUCAGAAUAUGGUUUCAUGGUCUUGUUUCCAUUUGGCCAAGACGACGACUACUACUACUACUGCUACUACUGACAUUCCCGAUCCCUCUGCUAACAUCAAGCUCAUUCUUUCCCACGGCGUUGUGAGAGUCUACCACCGACCCAUCUCUGUCUCUGAGAUUCUGCUUGAGUUCCCCAAGCACUUAGUUUGCCGAUCCGACGCCUUUUACAUCGGCCAGAAAAUCCCUCAUCUCUCCGAACACGACUUUCUCCAACUCGGCCAUAAGUACUUCCUCCUCCCCAAGCCCUUCUUCCACUCUGUUCUCUCUUUCGUCUCAAUCGCCUCUUUCUUCUCUCCUCCCAACAAACCAAACCGUUUCCACACCAAUGCCGCCGCCUGCCUCCACCCUUUCGACCUCCAACGAACCCCCUCCGGCUGCCUCCGAAUCCGAGUCUCCGACGAGUUCAUCUCUCAGUUACUCGAACAGGGGAAUCCGAAACCCCUGCCUUCACCGCCGUUGCCGCAAGGAAAAAUCUGCACCACGCCCCAGUUGGCCAAGGAAUACACCCAGCUGGUCAGAACCCGGCGAUGGAAGCCGAAGCUGGAGACGAUUGAAGAGAGCAGAAAGAAAGGCGGGAUUUCUCCAUUUGGGUUGAAGAAGGGAAACCCAUUUCCUUCUCCACCGCCACGAUCGUCCUACUCACUUCACCAUCUCCGUGCCAUUCACUACAAGCCGAAGAUCCGCAUAAAAUCCCGGGAUUAA